Molecule: messenger RNA, 594 nt
Organism: Cetraspora pellucida
Lineage: Eukaryota; Fungi; Glomeromycota; Glomeromycetes; Diversisporales; Gigasporaceae
Source: the annotation of a GenBank genome assembly
AUGAAAUUGCUAUCAAAAUUUGAAUCAUUAUCUCGUUCAAAACUUAACAAAAUUGCAAUAGUCUUGUCAAUUCUUACGAUUUUAUGGAAUUUAGCUGAAGGUGUAGUCUCGGUUUGUUUCGGUGCAGAAAAUGAAUCAGUUAGUUUGGUCUUUUUUGGUAUUGAUUCUUUCGUUGAAGUGACUUCUUCAUUUGCGGACGCAAUUGUUACUUUGGUGAGAAAUGGAAAACCUGAUACUACUAUAUCAGGUCUUAUCAUUUCAUCUGUUACAAUUUUUUUCAUGGCACUUCUUUGGCUCAUGAAAUUCUCAAUUGCUAAACUACUUAAUUCUUCGACAAUGAUGUCUGAUUCGAAGUGUACUUUAUCAUGUAUACAAAUUACUCUUGUUUUAUUUCUCAGUAGUCUGAUUUACUCUGUUUGGAAUGAUGGUUGGUGGAUAGAUUCUGUUGCUGCUUUAAUUUUAGGUUUAUUGUUUUCAAAAGAAGGUAUAGGAAUGAUUCUAUGGGCGAAGAGUAAAGAUUUCGAUGAAUGUAAAAUCACAAUAACAUCUGAAAAAAUUGUCGACAAUAACAAUAUAAAAGAGGAGGGUCAAUGA